CGGCCACGGCAAUUGGACUUGAAUUGACAGAUCCUUUAGGUAACGCGUAGGCGACGGGGGACAAAACAGCCCCCAAGUACCACCCCAAGGUAGAACGCGAUAUCACGUGUCGUCAGAGCCGUGCACGGGCCUUGUGGAAUCGCUGCUACUACAUGUCGAACCGAUAUGGUCCCUGUAAAGUCCUCUCCCCGCCCAAAAUCACGUCCAAACCCACCCACCUUGCUGCUCAAGGUACCUGCCCUGCUCUCCUAACACCCGUCCGUCUUUUCAUCUCCUAGCUAGGUCCUGGGCGCGCAAAGCAAGCAAGUUGCAAGCAAGCGACGAAUCCAGGCCGCUUCCUUAGUGCUCGGAGAAAGAUGAACCAUAAGAAUUGGAGCGAUCGUGCAGAUCGGGAUUUAUUCUUUACGAUUUUGUCAGUAAAGCAAAUCGGAGUGAUAAGUGAGGCGGAAUGGCAAACAAUCGGCAGCCACAUGCGCACGCUAGGCUAUGGCUUCACCAAUGAAGGAUGUCGUCAACAUUUUCAAGGUUUGCGGCGUGCUCAAAAUAAAGCCGAUGCCAAUGACGUUGUCGAAAGUAGUCCCAGGAGAGCCGACCCGACAUUGAACCCCAUUACACGCAGGCCCGGACCCGGACGUGGACGCCCGCGAAGGGUGCCAGGAGAACCAGCAGAAGCACCCACCGCUGGAGAGGUUCCCGUAACACCGAUAGCUCCAACGUCUGCGUCAGAUCAGCCAGACAUGAAAUAUCACGUCCAACCACAAGCAGACCCUCAGUUUCAAGUGCAGAUGGGAGAUGCGCAUCUUCAAAACUCCUCCAUUCGUCCUACUCAUCAACAACACAACUUACAUCAACACGAGCCAUCGCAGCAUUACAAUCAACAGCACCACCAACCACAAUCACAACCACAGCCCAUGGCAAUAAUGGAUCCCUUGGAUGCAGACGGCAUUGAUUUUGGCCCUCACGAUCCAGAUGAUGACGACGACGCGGGACAUGAUAUAAAACGACAACGACAUGAAUCGCCCACUGAUCCAUCUCUAGAGGACGAGGCAGUACUCCGUGCUCUGGCUGCCGCCAACGGCACUGGACCUGUUGAUACUUAUUCUGAUGACUUUGGGUACGGCGAGGCGUAGGUGUCUUUCUUGCCAUAGUGCUCUGGAAAAUAGGCAUGUGGCACGGUGUAAUUCUUGGGGGCUGGUAUUUUCUACAACGGGAGUUACGGGAGCAAAGGAAUAAAGGGCUUAGCGUGAAAUGGAUAUAAAUAUAUAGUGUAUUAGAUACCUAGUAGGUAGGUAUGGAAGCGAUGUUUGGCCGUUGUUUUCUUAUUCCGCUCAAUGCCAAUAAAGGAACAUCGAAUGGCG
Molecule: messenger RNA, 1358 nt
Organism: Pyricularia oryzae 70-15
Lineage: Eukaryota; Fungi; Ascomycota; Sordariomycetes; Magnaporthales; Pyriculariaceae
Exons: 4
Coding region: 357-1130 (257 amino acids)
Source: RefSeq, a predicted model, not a curated record